AUGGACAAUACUGGGGAGAAAAUGAUCAGUGAACCAGUAAGAAUGGAAGGAAGACAAAACACACAAAGCAUGGGUCAUAGCCAACACAAAUUAGAUGCAUUGCCACCAGAAUCCUUAAUGAAUUUAAAUACUGAAGAAAGUAAAAACAUUAGUCUACCUGACCUGGAUGGCAAUCUAAGACAUAACGAUUAUACUAAUGAAUACGAAAACGAGGAUAAGAGUGAAGAGAACAAAGACAGUAUUGAAGAUACAGCUGUUAUUUGGAUCACAGGAGAUCCUGAGCAAAAACGUAAAAUCCAGACACAUGAGAGUGAUGAGCAACAAAGUGGAGAUGGAUCAGCUGCAGGUGAACUCUCUGAGCAACAUGCAAAUUUGCAGAUGGAGUCAAACGUGUUGCAUUUAGAGCUGGAUGGAUAUACUAAUAAUAAGUACAUAAAUAUUCCUGAGGAGAUCAUUGAUGAAGACUUAAAAUAUGUUCUCAAUGGUACUUAUGACAACAUGAAUCCUGUGCUCUUCCCAAAUGAAACUUACAAGGAUCAGAUUUUUAGAAAAACUAAUCUUGAAGAUGCUUUAUCAAUGCCACAAGAAAGUGAAAGCAACAUCAGCAAAGAUUAUAAUGAUAAUGGUGAUUCUUAUAAUAUGGGCAAAAGUGAAAAUCAGUUUAUAAAAAAAGGCAAAAAUAUGACAAGACUUUUAAGUGAUCCUGGCUUAAUGCAAAAAGAAGGAAUACAAGGAGAAGAAACCAUUGACCAAUCAAAGGAGAGCACUAACAUUGGAGAUGAUGUGCCAAAGUACCACAACAAAAUUAUUGAAUAUGGGAAAAGAAAAAAUAUCACAGGUCUAACUCUGACUACACGAUCACCUACACCUAAAAUUUUGGAUAUUUCUCUAAACAAUAGAAAUGGCAAAGUAGGUCUUUAUGAUCACGGACUUAAUUCUACUUCGAAGAAGGAAGUUAAAAAUGUUAAAACAAACAAGAAAAAACUAGCUGGUGACAUCAGUGAAGUUGGUAUAGAAGAUCCAUGUGCCAAUUUUCACUGUAAACGGGGAAAGACAUGUAUAACUGAUGGACAUGGAAAUCCACUGUGUGCCUGUCAAAAUCCAGACCUCUGUCAGCCCACUAACGUAAAUGAUCGGGUAUGUGGGACAGAUAACAAGACUUACAUCAGCGAUUGCCAUCUCUUUGCAACAAAGUGUCAGCUAGAAGGAACAAAGGAGGGCAGCCAUCUUCAUCUGGACUAUCAAGGAGCAUGCAAAUACUUACCUUGCACAUUCCCCAGUGUACUUGAUCAUUUUCCCUUCAGAAUGAGAGACUGGCUGAAAAAUGUCCUUAUCCAAUUGUAUGAAAGGGGCCUGGAAAAUACUGAACUUCUGUCAGAGAAGCAGAGGAACAAGGUCAAAAAAAUCUAUGAGAAUGAGAGGCGUUUACAGAAAGGUGAUCAUAACAUUGAACUCUUGGUGAAGGAUUUUCAGAAAAACUACCACAUGUAUGUAUAUCCCGUUCACUGGCAGUUUAACCAGCUUGAUCAACAUUCAAUAGACAGACUGCUUACAAGAUCAGAGCUUUCAGCACUGCGUGCCCCAUUGAUCCCGAUGGAACAUUGUGUGACAGCAUUUUUACAGGGCUGCAACACAAAUAAUGAUAAACACAUUUCCCUGCAGGAAUGGUGCCACUGCUUUGGAAUCAAAGAUGAUGAUAUUGAUGAAAACCUUUUGUUCUGAAUAAAGCUUAUUAUUGCA
Molecule: messenger RNA, 1740 nt
Organism: Nanorana parkeri
Lineage: Eukaryota; Metazoa; Chordata; Amphibia; Anura; Dicroglossidae
Gene: SPARCL1
Product: SPARC like 1
Exons: 9
Coding region: 1-1722 (573 amino acids)
Biological process (GO): anatomical structure development
Molecular function (GO): calcium ion binding; collagen binding; extracellular matrix binding
Source: RefSeq, a predicted model, not a curated record